Molecule: messenger RNA, 2364 nt
Organism: Purpureocillium takamizusanense
Lineage: Eukaryota; Fungi; Ascomycota; Sordariomycetes; Hypocreales; Ophiocordycipitaceae
Gene: OLE1
Product: Stearoyl-CoA 9-desaturase
Exons: 2
Coding region: 532-1965 (477 amino acids)
Biological process (GO): unsaturated fatty acid biosynthetic process
Cellular component (GO): endoplasmic reticulum membrane
Molecular function (GO): iron ion binding; stearoyl-CoA 9-desaturase activity; heme binding
Source: RefSeq, a predicted model, not a curated record
CAAGGACAACGAAUCAACGGUCCCGUAAAAGAUCAAGGAAAAGGUGACCGACAUAAACGACGCAGAAAAGGCCGACGUGGAGACAGAGACAGGUGGCGCGCCCCGGUUCUGUGUCCCUUCCCCCCCUUCGGUGCCUGCUUACACGCUCCUUCACUACGAGGCUCAAAGCUUUUGGCCCGCGUCCGCCCCAACCAACCCGCCCGCCGGCGAAAACAACCGCCCUCCUUGCCUCCCGCCCAGCAUUCCCCAUACUUUUCCGAACCGCAUUGCCUAUUUCUCUUGCACGCUCUCUCUCCUUUCGCUUUUUUAAUUCUCCUCUAUACCUUCCUCCCUCCUCCCUCCCUCUCUGUCUGUAUACACCACGACCACAUUCUCUCUCUCCCAUCUUCUCACAUCACACCUCGCGCACAGUCCCUCCCAGUACAGUCGUGCGUGUAUCUGUUGGGACAACCACUCCAAAGGUUCUCACGCUCCGGCACACUUCCUGCCUUGCUCGACCGACCUUGCGAGUGAAGCGGACGGCCGCCCAACAUGUCCGAGUCUUCGACCUCGGCCUCCAAGGCCCAGGCUGCGGCCUUCCCGGACGGCACAACCGACUACAAGCCACUCCGGAACAAUGGCAAGUGGGAUGCCAGCAAGGUGCACAUCGCCGACACGCCCAUGACUUGGUCCAACAUCCACAAGCACAUCAACUGGCUCAACACAACCUUCAUCAUCUUCAUCCCCAUGAUUGGCUUCAUCUCGGCCUACUGGGUGCCCCUCCGCUUCUAUACCGCCAUCUUCGCCGUCAUCUACUACUUUAACACCGGCCUCGGCAUCACAGCUGGGUACCACCGUCUUUGGGCCCACACCUCAUACAAGGCUACCCUCCCCCUCAAGAUCUAUCUUGCCGCUGUCGGCGCUGGCGCCGUAGAGGGCUCCAUCCGCUGGUGGUCUACCGGACACCGCGCCCACCACCGUUACACCGACACCGAAAAGGACCCCUACUCGGUCCGCAAGGGCCUUCUCUACUCCCACCUGGGAUGGAUGGUGUUCAAGCAGAACCCCAAGCGAAAGGGACGCACCGACAUCACCGACCUCAACGAGGACCCCGUCGUCGUAUGGCAGCACCGUAACUACCUCAAGUCGGUCAUAUCCAUGGCUCUCGUCUUCCCCACGCUCGUCUGCGGCCUCGGCUGGGGCGACUGGUGGGGCGGCUUCAUCUACGGCGGCAUCCUUCGCAUCUGCUUCGUCCAGCAGGCCACCUUCUGUGUCAACUCUCUUGCCCACUGGCUCGGCGACCAGCCCUUUGACGACCGCAACUCGCCCCGCGACCACGUCAUUACCGCGCUCGUCACCCUCGGUGAGGGAUACCACAACUUCCACCACGAGUUCCCCUCCGACUUCCGCAAUGCCAUUGAGUGGUGGCAGUACGACCCCACCAAGUGGAUGAUCUGUGUCUGGAAGUACCUUGGUCUCGCCUACGACCUCAAGCAGUUCCGUGCCAAUGAGAUCGAGAAGGGCCGCGUCCAGCAGCUGCAGAAGAAGCUCGACCAGAAGCGCGCUACCCUUGACUGGGGCACUCCCCUCGAGCAGCUCCCCGUCAUUAGCUGGGACGAUUUCGUCGACGAUGCCAAGAACAAGGGCAAGGCCCUCAUCGCCAUCGCUGGUGUCAUCCACGAUGUGGGCGACUUUAUCAAGGACCAUCCCGGCGGCAAGGCCCUCAUCUCCUCGGCCAUCGGCAAGGACGCCACGGCCAUCUUCAACGGCGGCGUCUACAACCACUCCAACGCCGCCCACAACCUGCUUUCCACGAUGCGCAUCGGCGUCCUGCGCGGCGGCUGCGAGGUGGAGAUCUGGAAGCGAGCUCAGUUCGAGAACAAGGACGUCACCUACAUGAACGACUCAGCAGGUCAGCGCAUCGUCCGCGCCGGCUCUCAGGUUACCAAGGUCUUCGACCCCGCGGCGAGCGCCGACGCUGCCUGAACGGUUUAUCGUAUCGUUGAGCGCGCUACUUGGUCGUCACAGCUCCCAUGCAGGAACAGGCGUGGGGCUCUUAAUGUGGUUGAGGAUUGAGGAUGUAUGGGGCGGGCGGGGCGUGGGUUGGGGUUCUUGUGACGAAUGCUGUGACCCAAGCGCUCGCCACCUCUUGCCAAAGAGCCCUUGACCGGCAGCCCGCCCAUAGCAAAACAAAUCAUGACUGGCGUUGGAACGGAGUUGGGUUGUUUUAUAAUUUGUCAAGGUUUAGCAGCGGCCUUUUGGGAAGGAAGGGAAAAGAGCAUAACGAAUACUGGUGACGACACAAGGAGCAAGCACCAUUAGAAUAUGCCCCUGGCGGUCUGCCGAGGUUUUAACACCCCCAUACUAUCAAUACACACAAUGAUC